UUGUAUUUCCCACAGUGUCCUGAAUGCAGCACUUCUCCGGCUCCUCCGCCCAUCGCUCCGCUCCGGAGGCUGCUGCUCACUGACAUACAUACUGAACACACGGACUGCUCUCCUGCCCUCUUCCUCUGAAGAUGAUGUGGAGUGUUGUGAUCCUGUUGUCCACGGCUCUCUCUGUGGAGUCUUACACAGUCCCUGAUAUCUACGAGCGUUUGGACCAUGGUCGCCAGCUGAAGAUCUACCUGCCCAAAAGUGCGGAGAUGCUAGAGUUCACCCCGGCUGAUAGACCCGGCGAGACAUACCUGUACUGGGAGAAGAGCAGACACAGGCUGAUCAAAGGCAGGGUGUCCGGCACAGGCAGCGACCGACGCUGGUACAUCGACUCGGUGACAUAUCAGGACGAGGGGACGUACACUCAGAAAGACUAUUGGAAAAAAGAGAUCUCCACCGUCAGAGUGGCUGUCACACCCAGACGUAACUUUGUGAAACGUAUAGCGGGAGAGAAUCUCUACAUCAACCUCGAUGGCAUCGACCUGGCUGAUGCAACCCUCCAGUUCUCUGGGGAAGCUGGCAACUUUACACUGGUGCAUGACGGUGCUCGGGUCUCCCAAGAUCUUCCAGAUUACUUUGACCGGGUUGUUACCCAACGCACCAGCAUCAUGAUCAAGCAUGUGAACUACACUGAUAUGGGCCGUUACACCGUGAAAGACCGCAAGGACCGGGUGGUGUCUGUUACGAGGAUGGACCUGACAGACCAUCAUGAGUCCACAGGCGCAAACCCUCUCAUGGCUCUGCUUUUACUGCUCGGCAUCCCAGCUGGGGUCUGCUGCUGUUGUAGGAAGAAGAUUUUCAAGAAGAAAGCCACCACCGCUUCCACGCUACAGGCUUCUCCAGAUGUAGUCCAUCCUCCUCCUGCUGGUCCUGCUGGACCUGCUCCUCCCUACAACAACCCCGGACAACCAGGGGUGUCCUAUUAUGGCCCUACUCCUGGUGUGGGUCCUACAGUCUAUCCUCCUCCGAACACUGGCCCAGGACAGUGGAAUGGCCCCCCACCCUCCCCAGGCUUUAACCCAGGCUACCCACCCCAGAACCCUGUCUACCCUCCUGUUGGUCCAGCUAUGGUCCCCCCUGCCCAGCCUCCACAAUGGAGCGGUCCACCACCAGGCCAGUACCCUCCUGGACCCGCGGCUCCAAUGGGCUAUGCUCCAGCUCCAGUCAUGUAUAGCGAACCCGUCAAAGAGGAGCUCAAGAUGGACAAUAUGGCGUCCUCACCUGCCGACCCACUGCUGACAGGACAGACUCAACCUCAAUCCUCUCCCGUGGCUCCCGUGGCUCCUGCCACUGCCCCCACUGAUGGCUAUAAGUUUCAGAUCGAUGGAGUGGACUCCUCCACCAACUUUCUGUAGGGGUGCUGACUCCUGGAGCAGCAUCCUGCCAGUUCUCCCUCAGUUUGAUGUUACAGUGCACAGUGCUCUUCGACCAUGGUGGUGGAAACAUCUGGACAGUAGAUUCUAUUCUUUGCCUUCUCGCCUUGAUCAAUAUUUAAUCCCCCAUCUGACUGAGAAGAAUAUGUUUUCAGGUUAUAUAUACCGUUAAGUGUGAUGUAACAUGCAGCGGUCAGUUUGGGAAUUCAAUUUCCAGGCGAGGAGACAAAAAAUGAGUUUAUUUGGAAUGUGUAAUUGAACUGUAACGUCAAAUCUGAUAAACACAGGGCUGCGUUCACUUCCCCAAAGGUUUAACAGACGUUAUUAGGACAUGGUCGUGCUUUCUAUACAUUACAUUCUCACUUCCGUUUGAGUCUUCUUCUUCGAUUCCUCUUUUCUAUUUCUGAUUUAAAACAAGGAAUCAAGAAAAAGACUCAAGAUUUACUCCAAGGUUGGUUUAGGAACAAUGAAAGGAAACAAAGCAGAUGGACUGAAAGUCAACAGUGACACUGACAAACAAGCAGUCUUCAGAUGUGUUGCAGACUUCUGUCUCCAACACGUUGGUCUCAUUUUAACGCAACGUGUUUGACCAAUAGUGUUUUCGAAAGCUAAGAAUGUUUGUGUAAAUGUGUGUGAGACGUCUCAGAGUGGUUUCAAAGUUUUCCAGUCAUUACCUCUGCACUCUGAUUUGUAUCUUCCGUUCCUGAAGGGAAGACAUACAGCUCUGUGAUACACGUGAUUGAUUUAGGCUAAACAAAUCUAAAACCUACACGCGCUGUGAGCAGCAAUACUGUGCUGUACAGCACCUGGACUGUGCACAUUUAAACAGUGUUGUACCAUCCAGUCAUCCAGCAGCUACAGCGAAACAUCAGUCAGCCGUGGAUGUUUGCUGGAUGUAGAGCUGGGCAUGGGCAGACCACAAUACUGUACACAAGUACACCAGUGAAUACAGAUGACUUUUUAAUCAGCUCCCGACAACAUAGGGUCCAGGUCAUCUGUCAAGUCACCUUUGACUUAGCACUUCCACGACACACAGUGUGAACCUCAAGUGCCCUGCUUUACUUGGUUGGUAAUCCAGCCUUGGCCUUGGCUCUUGAGUCAGGUUGGGUCAGAUCAGCUUGGCCAGUUCUUAAAAGGUCAAGUAUCAGCAGAACCCUCAUCAUAACACAAACAAUAGCUACCUCACUUUCGGAUUCUCUGCCUCCUCUUCACAGGUCACAACCAUCGAUGAAGGUUUGUGUGUCAAAGUCAAGUUGAACACAAACGUUGUGAAUCUCCUGAUAGUCUGACCUAAUGCUAACAGAAGAACAACUCUUCUCCGACUGCCUUUCUCCUUAAUACUAAAAGAAAACAUAUCACUCAUCCGACCAGAGCCUUCAAAAGCAAACACAUCACCAAAGUUGAGCAGGAAGUAGCAGCAUGUCAGUUAUCACCCUUGGAUAAAAUGGUUUUUGGGUAAUUUCUGUCAUAAACCACUCUUUGAGCCAUCUUGCUUUUUUUUUAAUCGCUGUUGUUUGUUAUCACUCGUGAGUUGAUUUGCUGCUGAGUUGUAGCUGGAGUUGUAUGUAGAAAUAACAAAAUUGAAUGCACUAACUGACCAACAGUAGAAUGUCCCUCCUCAUAUCUACGACGGAGGUCCAAAACCUCCCAUUCACCUUUAAAGGUCCAAUGUGUAACAUUCAAUCAUCUCUUGACGAAAAUGGAAUAUAAUAUUCAUAACUAUGUUCUCAUUAGUGUGUAAUCAACUGGAAAUAAGAAUACUUAUGUUUAUGUUAGCAUAGGCUUAGCCUCUAUAUCUACAGUGGGUCCUCUUCCACAUAGUCUGCCAUGUUGAACCACCAUGUUUCAGCAAACCAAACACGGGUUCUAGAUAUGACGUUUUUUUUUACAAGUUUCAUGGCCACUGUAGUUUCUCCUUCAUGCUUGAGCUAAGAGGGUGAGGUGAGGGGUUUUCAUUUGGUUGCAAUCUGAAACUUCACCACUAGAUGCCACUGAAAUCCUACACACUGCACCUUUAAAACCUGUAAAUAUGAUCACAAAAGCAAAACAUACCUUCCUCUUUAUAGUUUAUUCACGGCAUCUUUCAUUUUGUCUGUUUGCCUCUAAUUCACACACACACACACACACACACACACACACAUUGACAAAUUGGCAUUCAUUGUCUUCCUCAAGGACAGGAGGAGCCAUGUGAUCAUCUCUUCAUUCAGUGUACGUCAAGCAUACAGUUGUGAUGUCACACUUUAAGUUUGGGGCUCCUCUCCUGUCAGCAGUUGGUCCACCAAAAAAACAGGCAACAUAACAAACAUAACUCGUACAAUAUGUUCUUAACUAAGCUAUUCAGACAUUCUGAACACACUGAGUGCCUUUUCAUCUCUCAACUUGAAGGUGACUUUGGCCUCUUUUCUCCUUGAGCUUUGUGUCUUUGGAUCUUUGGAUAGAUUUGACCUCCGUGCCCGCUCAUGUACUUUCACGUAACAGUGGCAAAAUGAACUGUGGUCAACAUAAAUGUAUUUGACUUGUUUUUGUGUAAAUGUAACCAAUGAUAUUCACUAAGUAUAGUUGUAGUUUACAGUUAUGGGUGAUGGAGUUGGAGACGUCAAACUGGUUCCGUCUUUGUGCUACUUUGGUGUCUACAGUCCUAUGCCCACCUCUGGAUUCAAUGCCAAUGAACUCAUUGACGUUGGGUUCAUACCUCUCAUUUUAUACCUCUUCAUACAGUACAUGUACUUGCAACUCUAUAUCAAUGCAUGAAUAAAGUGGAAUUCUGGAGCUGAAGUUGGCUGACUAGCUUUAUAUGAUACUGUUAAUAAACUGUUCAUAAAGGAUCCUGAUCCGCCCCACAUUG
Molecule: messenger RNA, 4266 nt
Organism: Larimichthys crocea (large yellow croaker)
Lineage: Eukaryota; Metazoa; Chordata; Actinopteri; Sciaenidae
Exons: 14
Coding region: 132-1403 (423 amino acids)
Source: RefSeq, a predicted model, not a curated record